CCCGCCAGCAGCUCGUCCCACGAGCCCGAGUCGCACGAGCCCGAGUCGCACGAGUCAGGCAAGGGCGAGGGCAUGCGUGAGGAUGUCGCGCGUGUUGCCCAGGCCCAUUCUACCAGCUCGGCCAAGCGGAUAUUGGUGAUGUCGCUGUGGGUGGCAACCGCCGGGUGGCCACUGAUUUCGAUCCAUUGAUGGCUACAGCUUCUGCCGAGUCGACUGCCUCCGCCCAGCUGCCCAAGUCAUCGGCCAGCCUAGCCACCACCGCAACUGCCUCUGCCGAGUCAUCGGCCAGCCUGGCCACCACUGCGACAGCCUCUGUCGAGUCAGCGGCAGACAGCACCAGCGCAUCGGCGCAGGGGACCAAACGCCGCAAGAUGCACGUGGUGCGUGUCUAUCAGGUGAAGAAGAAGAGCGCUGGGUCCUCGUCGGUCUCUGCUGAGACGAGCAAGGCCGAAAUGCGCAAGCGUGAUGAGGGCAUGGACAAGGCCGACUUCACCAUCACCAUGCCAAACCGGUCUGCAGCAGCCCUGGGCGCCGACGAGUACCAGCCAACAAACGGAGUUCACCAGAAGGUGCGUGCGGCUGAGGACUCGGAGUCUGAUGAAGAGGAGGGUGCGAGGAGGACGUUAGAUCGACCGAGAGGCCCGAUGUCGAUAUUGGAAGGCACCGAGUCCAAGAACGAGAUCGCGGAGACUAUGUCUGCAAUCAGGUCGAUUCUCUCGCUGAUCUCCAUGCAGACCUCCACUGCUGCUCCACAGACCUCCACGACAGUCCCGCAGGCUGCUCUUUGAACGCUCAGUCGUCAUCGAUGACUAUUGUUGCUGAUGACCUGAGCUCGGCCUCUCUUGAGUCCACCUCGGUCGUUUCUGCUGAGUCCACCUCGGCUAUUUCUGCUGAGUCCACCUCGGCUGCCUCUGUUCAGUCCUCUUCGGCUGCCUCUGCUGAGUCUUCCUCGG
This is a messenger RNA of Linderina pennispora, 953 nucleotides long. RefSeq lists its product as uncharacterized. NCBI's taxonomy places the organism in Eukaryota, Fungi, Kickxellomycota, Kickxellomycetes, Kickxellales, Kickxellaceae. The coding region runs from base 189 to 788 and encodes 199 amino acids. The transcript has a single exon. The record is from RefSeq and is a predicted model, not a curated record.